AUGGCUGACCCUUUUUCACGACUGCCUCUUGAGCUGAAGCUGAUUAUUCUUGGUCUGCUUCAGGAAGAUGGCACCAAGCGUCACUUGCUACACUGCCUGACAGUCAACUUUGUCUGGUUUACUCUCAUCGUCAGACUUCUCUACAAGGAUAUCAAACUGCGUGCUAUCUGGCAUUUACGUGACUCACCAAAUUCUGAAAAGUAUCUCAAACAUGUUCGAACCUUGAUUCUUGGCCUGACUGACAACCGUUUCCAUCCUGAUAUAAUUAUAAAAUGGGCUAAACCACCUCUUCCAAACCUGCGAAAGAUUUCAUUCAUGCCUGGUUCUUUGUUGGAAGGCUUUGAUGUCGACUACAUAAUCCCCUAUCUACAACCAUCUGUUACCUCAGUUGAGCUAUGUUGUGUGCGUUGGACAUCUGAUCUACUUUCAGCAUUGAAAGAAACAUGCCCAGAUCUUACAGAGCUGAACAUCAAGCGUCCAUUCAAGGAUGAAGACUUUACUCUGGAUGCCAAAGGCUUUAAAGACUGGCUUCAAGCUUUCGACUCUCUCAAGUCAGUUUCUGUCUUCCGUCGAGGUGGCUACACUGCCCAUCCUCACGAUGACAUCGAGGAUGACUUGGCAAACUUACUAUCAUGGCCAGAAGUGCGCAAUCUUCUGCUGCGACCCCUGCGACGUCUCCGUCUUGAGUGUCCACUGAAGGAAUGGCAUAAUAUUUACGCCUAUCCCCCAUUCUGUACCUUACGCGAAUUGAGCGUAUGCGUCAAGCUAGAGGACAUACCCUACUUGCUCAAUUUCACGGACUUGCGAGGAUUACACAUUCAGAUUGAUGGUAAAAUUGGACCAGAAGUGAAUGUUCUUUCAUCUUUCCGCCAAAUGACACGACUGCGAUCCCUAAGAAUCAUGUUUACCGAUUCGUAUGAACUCAAGCGCGACCAAAUUAUGUCGUUAACCAGUCUUAAAAAGUUGGAAAUGCUUGAGGUUUCCUGUAGGGACCGAGAACGUGUUAAUGAAGAUGAAUAUAGCUGGGGUGGCAUUACUCAAUACGUCCCUAUUACAGUCAAGGGACCAUUUGACGACAACGAUUUUGACCAAUUGGCAUCGUCGCUUCCAAGGCUGCGUCAUGCCUGCUUACUAUUUGAUUGGAAGGAGUUGACCAGCAACCAUGUACUCAAAUCGGCGGCGUUCCUUUGGCGUCAGCUGGAAUAUCUCUGCCUGGGAUAUCACAUCGAUCUCUCCGAAAGUAUUCUUAUGUCCCAGAAUGGAGAACCAGUGUUUCCAAAGUUGAAGGAGUUGGUGAACCUGCGGGCGUUGAUUGGAGAUCUCGUUACCGACUGUGAGGUGCUAAAGGUGGAUCACGACGCUCGCUAUGCUUAUACCAACCGCCUCCGCGACAGACUCCAAGCUGCGUGCCCCCGACUCGAGCAAAUCACAUUCGGCGAGUUCUAUCUCCAAGACGGCUGCCCUGAGCAUGAACCACUCAACAUGAGAGGAAUGAUCAACUUGUUCAUGGGACCAUGCUGGAAUUGGUCCCGCGACGCGCGAAAGGGGGUUUGGGAUUUUGAUUACAUCGAGUGA
Molecule: messenger RNA, 1575 nt
Organism: Talaromyces stipitatus ATCC 10500
Lineage: Eukaryota; Fungi; Ascomycota; Eurotiomycetes; Eurotiales; Trichocomaceae
Exons: 2
Coding region: 1-1575 (524 amino acids)
Source: RefSeq, a predicted model, not a curated record